CUCCAAUUCCAACCUUUGUGCUUGGCGCUAAUGACCAAGAGACCGUGAGCUAUUUUCCAGACAUCAGUGGCUGCGAAUUAGCUGAGAACAUCACUUAUUUAGGCCGUCGAGGUCUUUACAGUGGCACUUCUGGACUGCAGAUCGCAUACCUGAGUGGUAUCGAGUCCCAGGAUGAGCCUGCUCCUGCCUACAGUUUUAGCGCAAAGGAUGUGGCAGAAUUAAAAACAUCUUUGUUAUCAACCCCAAACUUCAAAGGUGUGGAUAUAUUGCUGACAUCCCCCUGGCCCAGAGAUGUGGGGACUUUUGCCAACAGUGCGGGAGAAAUAGAUACCAAGAAAUGUGGAUCCAAGUUAGUAUCUGAUCUAGCUGCAAGUCUCAAGCCAAGAUACCACUUUGCUGCCCUGGAGAAGGCCUAUUAUGAAAGACUUCCUUACAGAAAUCACACAGUGCUACAGGAGACCCCACAGCAUGUGAGCAGGUUUAUUGCGCUUGCUGAUGUUGGCAAUACAAGCAAGAAAAAGUAUCUCUAUGCCUUCAGCAUUGUGCCAAUGAGCUUGAUGGACCCUGCAGAGCUGGUGAAACAGCCACAGGACGUCACCGAAAAUCCAUACCAGAAAUCAUGGAAGGAGGCACAGAAGAGCAGAGCACCCCUGUGUGCAGAG
Molecule: messenger RNA, 662 nt
Organism: Antrostomus carolinensis (chuck-will's-widow)
Lineage: Eukaryota; Metazoa; Chordata; Aves; Caprimulgiformes; Caprimulgidae
Product: CWF19 like cell cycle control factor 1
Exons: 5
Biological process (GO): mRNA splicing, via spliceosome
Cellular component (GO): post-mRNA release spliceosomal complex
Molecular function (GO): RNA lariat debranching enzyme activator activity
Source: RefSeq, a predicted model, not a curated record